CCGUCGCGCUAGCCCUCGAGCCCCAAGUCGCCCAGGGCUGCACUGCCAAGUGGACAAGGAAGAGAGUGGUGGGGGGCGCGCUCUGCGCUGGGGGCGGGUCCCGGCGGCCGCACCCUCCGCCCCCGAGUCACUGCCACCUCCUGGCUGCGCCCCAGCUCCGCAGCUCAGACGCGGCCGCAUCCCAGUGGACUGUAGAGGCGGCAGCGAGCUGGAGCCCGCGUCGCUGUUCUCGGCCACAGGGACGCUGGGCGAGCCGGAGCGCGAAAACACCUGACCCAAGAAGCUCUGCGAGCCGCUGGGAUCACGGUAUACUGAAAGGCACUCAAACAAGAGAACUCCAGGGGAAGCUGGGAACCGUCAAGUUAUUGAGGCCACACAGGGGGCAGAAAGACAGAGAUGUUGUUAUGAGGACAGAUCCAUCAGAAAUGACUGAUGUGGAGUCUGUGGUCAAUAAUUUUGCAUCUUCGGCCAGGACCGGCCGCCGGAAUGCUGUGCCAGACAUCCAGGGCUCAGCCGGGACAGGUGGGCCCUCAGAGUUGCCCCUCAAACUGGAGGCCCUCUCCAUAAAGGAAGAUGUAAAAAAGAAAAAUGAAGAAACAACACAAAGGCAAUUGGAAAAGCCAAAGAAAGAAGAAAAAUGAAGGCUCAAAAACUAUCAAAAGUACUGAAUUUCUGUACAUUGAAAGACUUAAUGGCUCUGCUUUCCUGAAAUGUUUGAUCUGGUAGUAACUAUGGUAACAUUGCAGCCCUAAGCAACAUGUGUGUAUUAGACAAUUUUGUUGUGAUGCUACUCACUUGGAAUGCAACCAUUGAUGUCCAAUGUAGGUUAUUAAAAGACAUAUUACUUCCAAAUUGCACUCCAGGAAAAGGUUAAGAAUGUAUGGUCACUUAAAUACAUAUCAUUAUCUAUAAACCCAACAAAAUCCACUGCUCUCAUUUAGAUUUACUUGGCCAGAUGUAUUUUUAAUUCCAUUUUUAUGGUAACAGAUAACCCGUUUCUUGGUAAAUAUAAAGCAAACACUGUUCAUUUAAAACUUUAUGGAAUUUGUAGGACAUUUUUUUUUUGACAGGAAGGAAUAGUAAUCAAAAACAUAUAGAGAAUAUUUAUUUUUAACCAAAAAUGCACCACUUUUCCCCAAACCCUAAAAGGAUUUGGAAAAAUUGCAAAAGUUUGACAACCUGUAUAUCUCCAGGAUGUUUUUGUUUGAUUCAUUUUACUUCUAGUCUAUGUAUACUGUGAUUUUUCAUGUGGACUCUCAGAACACAAAAUUUGUGACAAAUUGUUUAUGUGGAACAUGCUUAUUAAAUGAAUUUCGCUGUCUUCCUUAACUUUGGCGUAUGUGUGUGCAUAUGUUUUUCUUUGAUAUGAAUUAUACAAAACACUUUACUAGUUACUUUAUACUGUCUUUUCUUAUUCUUAGGGCUUUUGUGUCUUGUGACUUGUUUCUAAAAUGAUUUCCUCAGGAAUGCAGACCUCAGUUUUUAUAUCUUUCUUAAAGUAGAUAACAUAACACAUAAAUAUUUAGUGAAUGUUGUAGGUAGAAAUAGCAAAAUGCUUGCUUUUAAUAUAUAUUUAAGCAUAUAUUUUAAAAGGAACAAAAACAAAACCAAAGUUUUAGUAAAUUUUGAUUUAUUAGACAUUUUAGGAAAAUAAUAAAAUUCUGAAUUUUUAAACAAUGGAUUAAUGAAUUUAUUUUCAUUUUCAGAUAUAUAUGCAUGCUCUUUUAUUUGAUUGUUGACUUAGGUCAUGUCUGUAUACAGUAAUCAAAUAAACUCUUCAUUGUUCAAGAAA
Molecule: messenger RNA, 1792 nt
Organism: Zalophus californianus (California sea lion)
Lineage: Eukaryota; Metazoa; Chordata; Mammalia; Carnivora; Otariidae
Gene: PKIB
Product: cAMP-dependent protein kinase inhibitor beta
Exons: 4
Coding region: 405-641 (78 amino acids)
Biological process (GO): negative regulation of cAMP-dependent protein kinase activity
Cellular component (GO): nucleus; cytoplasm
Molecular function (GO): cAMP-dependent protein kinase inhibitor activity
Source: RefSeq, a predicted model, not a curated record